This is a messenger RNA of Racocetra persica, 123 nucleotides long. The record is from the annotation of a GenBank genome assembly. NCBI's taxonomy places the organism in Eukaryota, Fungi, Glomeromycota, Glomeromycetes, Diversisporales, Gigasporaceae.
GGUGGUAAUUUAUUAAUUGAAGAAAUUAUUGAUCUUUCAAAUCCUGCCUUUAUGCAAGAUAACAUAGUUCAACAGUUGAGUUCAGAAAAUCAUAAUUAUAAUUUAUCAAGUUUAGUAGCUCAA